AUACCCAAUGGGACCAUGACCCCAGGGUCUACCGCACGUACAUCCCAAUACCCAAUGGGACCAUGACCCCAGGGUCUACCGCCAUACCCAAUGGGACCAUGACCCCAGGGUCUACCGCCAUACCCAAUGGGACCAUGACCCCAGGGUCUACCGCCAUACCCAAUGGGACCAUGACCCCAGGGUCUACCGCCAUACCCAAUGGGACCAUGACCCCAGGGUCUACCGCCAUACCCAAUGGGACCAUGACCCCAGGGUCUACCGCCAUACCCAAUGGGACCAUGACCCCAGGGUCUACCGCCGUACAUCCCAGUGUGACAGACUGUGUGUGGACAUUGGCAGUCAUGUGGGCGAGACCCUCCCCAGAUGUCUCCCAUCAAUACACCCCCAAAUGUUUGUCUGCACACAAAGGAUGCACCACUCCUUGUCACCAUGGGGAAGAGGUUUGGCAGGAUGGCUCGAGCUUGAGGACCACCAUCCGAGCAGAGAAUGAAGUAGAGGCAAACAAACUGGCCAACAACUACAGGUUUGGCUUCAGAAAGUGGAAGAGUCACGUGACUGAGAGGCCCAUCGAGGACAGGUCGGACAUUGUGAGGGAGCUGUACUCAGAGCUGAACUUUGUCAGACCCCAAGGUUCAUUGAUCACUUGUGGAAACAUAGCAUACUUGAUUUUAUUUGGAUGGUGGAUCUCUUUAGCCUACCUCUUGGUCUGUGUCCUAAUGUUUCUGACCAUCAUUGGAGUUCCCUAUGGGAAGCUGUGUUGGAAGUUAUCAUGCUACUUUCUGUGGCCCUUUGGGAAGUCCAUACUAAAGCCCAGAAGCCUGGUCAGGCGAUGCUGUGUGAAGUUCCCUCACUGUGAGGCCAUCCCAGAGGAAUCUGACUCAAAGGAGGUGAAGGAGUCUACACCCCUGCUCAUGCCCCCUUCUGUCCCCAUCGAGGUCCCCCCACAACGGACGCGUUACUGGUGUCGUGUCAGUACCUAUGUGUGGUUGUUGCUAGGCUACCCUCUCCUGGGGCUGAUCCACAGCCUGGCCUGCUUCCUCUCCUGGAUCCUGGUCUUCACCAUCCCUGUGGCCAAGAUGAAUGCCCGCACCCUGGCCAUCAUCCUCCUCAUGCCCCCUGAGGACGUCCACAUCCACCGGCUGAAAAAGCAACAAGGGUGUGAUAGCCAAGUGCUUCUCUGUUGCUACCACGCCUUCAACUGGUACUACUACAAAUACACCUUGGAUGGAAUCAAUGUGUUCGCUGUCAACCUGCUGCCCCUGGUCAUCACAACCCUGGUGGUCGGCUACGUGGACACAGAGAACCAGUUUGUCAGCUCGGAGGCCAAGUUCGGCGCUGCCGUCAGCUCCAUCAUCCCACUGUCCUAUUACAUUGGCAUGGGCAUCGCCAGUAUUUCAGCCCAGAGUAACUUUGCGGUGGGAGCAGUGGUGAACGCUACGUUUGGCUCCAUCACAGAGAUGACCUUCUACAUCACUGCCCUGUUGAGGGGUCACAAGGCCGGCACCAAGUGCUAUGAGGAGAUCGUCAAAGCUGCUCUCACUGGAACCCUGCUGGGCUGUAUUCUCUUUAUCCCAGGUAUCAGCAUGAUCAUCGGGGGCUUUAAACACAGGGAGCAGAGGUUCAACAGCCGCUCUGCAGGGGUCAGCUCAGCCCUGCUCUUCAUAUCAGUAGGAG
Molecule: messenger RNA, 1674 nt
Organism: Oncorhynchus gorbuscha (pink salmon)
Lineage: Eukaryota; Metazoa; Chordata; Actinopteri; Salmoniformes; Salmonidae
Product: low affinity vacuolar monovalent cation/H(+) antiporter-like
Exons: 18
Biological process (GO): intracellular calcium ion homeostasis; calcium ion transmembrane transport
Cellular component (GO): membrane; endomembrane system
Molecular function (GO): calcium:proton antiporter activity
Source: RefSeq, a predicted model, not a curated record